AGCUCGAUAAGGAGUGCUACCUUCCGCAUUUCAAGCAGGGACUUGUACGCAGCACCAACAGAAAGCAGCAACACAGCUGAUGCGAUAGCUUAUCUCUCCAGAUAAGGCGUGGGAAAGCACGAGGCAGCAUCGUUGACGCUCUCUGGCGCAGGCAGUAACUCUGGGUAUCGAGACCUGUAAAUUACUUAUCCACUGGAACCGUCCUCACUGCUCUGCCUGUGGAUAAGAGCGCCCGCCAGCUAAUGAUGAUGGCGAGAAUCCCUGGGAUUCGGAAUGAGAUGAUGAUACAAGGGCCCCUUGGGUGGAGCCUGGCUGGCAGUGAAUAAUUGAUGCACGCAGGGAAAAUACACCUUUUUGGUUGGCAACGAUGCGAUGUGGCCACCACUGCGACAUGCAGCGACGCAUUUAUUAGCUAUCAGCCUCCCUCCUUUGUCUGAUUUUUUCUCAUAUCUCAGCUUCUUUCUUCCUUUGCUGGCUCGUCCUAUAUAACGACAGCUUCUUUCCCUCCUUGCCGAGUCCUUCUUCAUCCUCAUCCUCAUCCUCCUUCUCACUCUUGAAGCGGAAGCUAUCUACUCGUAGUACAUCUGCUCUCAAGUGAUAUCAUCCAUCCUAUCCACCCCCUCCUCCGUCUUACUUUGCAGUCAAUUGCACCUAACCCAUCAUAAUGCCUCGCUUCGAAGACUCUGAUUUCGGCGUUGAGCCCCAGCCUACCGUGCCUGGUAACGCUGGCGUUGCCCCCGAUGCUCGCUCUCCCAGAGACCGCGGCAGCAUGGCCGGCUCUCUGCCCAUUCCCAACGAGGCUGGCAACAUCACUGAAGUCCCCGCCACCAGAAGCUCCAUCAGCGAUGCUGCUGCCUUCAUGCACAACCUGAGCUUGUCUCCCUCCACCAGAGACCGUCGCGGCUCGCGCAACUCAUUUGGCACUUCUCUCCCCAUUCCUCGCUCUCCCCGCGUCUCUCGCCUCUCAUCAGUCUACACCGCGGAUGCAGCUUCCGUCUCGCGCGACAUUCUGGCCUCUCAGGUCCAGGACAUGUCCCAGGAGAAGGUCGCUGCUGCGAAGAACAUGGCGUUUGCCUUUGACAUUGACGGUGUGCUCGCCCACGGUAACGAGGCCAUUCCCGAGGCCAAGGAGGCUCUCCGCAUGCUCAAUGGUGACAACGAGCUUGGUAUCAAGAUCCCUUACAUUCUUUUGACCAACGGUGGUGGUAAGACCGAGGCUGCCCGCUGCCAGCAGCUCUCCGAGGUUCUCGAGCAUCCCAUCUCUACCGAUCAAUUCAUCCAAUCGCACACUCCCAUGCAGGCUCUGUCAGAGUACUACGACACCGUGCUCGUUUGCGGUGGUGAGGGCCAGAAGAUUCGCGAGGUUGCCGAGAACUACGGCUUCAAGAACGUCAUUCACCCCAAGGAUAUCCUCGCUUGGGAUCCUACCAUCUCCCCCUGGAGGUGCUUCUCGGAGGAGGACCGCGCCCAGGCCAAGCCCCGCGACUUCUCCAAGAUCAAGUUCGACGCCAUUCUCGUCUUUGCCGACUCCCGCGACUAUCAGACCGACAUGCAGCUCAUUAUCGAUCUUCUGCUCGCCGAGGACGGCAAGCUCCUGACCCGCGCCAAGGACCCCGUUGCUUCCCGCAUCCCCGUCUACUUCUCCCAGGGUGACUUGGUCUUCCCUACCGACCACAAGGGUCCUCCCCGUCUCACCCAGGGUGCUUUCCGUAUCUCCAUUGAAGCUCAGUACAAGGCUCUGACCGGCGUUGAUCUCGAGCGUGUUGUCUACGGAAAGCCCGAGCGUGCCACCUACACCUACGCCGACGAGGUCCUCCGUGCGUGGAUGGAGCAGAUCCACAACCAAAACACCCUCCCUCAGAACAUCUACAUGGUCGGCGACAACCCCGCCUCCGACAUUUGCGGUGGAAACAUGUACGGCUGGAACACCUGCCUCGUCCGCACCGGUGUCUUCCAGGGCGGCGACAACGAUGAGCACAACCCCGCCAACUUUGGCGUCUUCCCCAACGUCCUUGAAGCCGUCAAGGCCGCCGUCCGCAAGGAGCUUGGCAAGGAGUUCAAGAUGAAGUGGAACCCCAAGGUCAACCCCGUCCUCCACGGUAACAACUCCUCCGCCGUCGAAUAAACGGUCUCUCUCCUUGCAUCCAACUUUGAUAUGACAAAAGAAUGAUUGGCGUUUGGUCUUUGCACGACAUUUACAUGUCUCAUUUGCUUUCUUCAAUGUUAGAUGGAAACGCAUACGAUUGCUUUUUUUCAUGUUAUGGGAUGAUUAUGGGUUUGGACUACUGAUAUCCAUCGUUGCCCUCGCUGUUUCGAAGCGAGUGGACCUUGUUCAUGGUUACAUUGGGUUGUGCCUCGGAACAAUUUGUUAGAGUUUCUUUUGACUUUUCCUUAUGUGCUGAUGAUCCAAGAAUCUGAUGAGAGCAGUCUCUCUGUUCUACUUUUCUACUCCAUGACAACUCUUCAAAUGAUUCAAAACCUGGUACUUCUUUUCCAGAUUAGAAAGAACCAGUCAAUAGACAAUUAAAAAAAAUCAUUAAAAACAAUAUCUUGAAUCGAAUGCCUCUAGAACCUUAAUUGCCCGGUUCAUCUUGUUUAGUGGUUUCCGAGUCGUGACGCCAUCUUGAUGCCACUGGCAACCAAAGUACGGGCCAGUCCAAUCUUGUCUUGGCCCGUCCCAUCGCUUCCACUUUUCCACUGCAGUUUCAACUGUUUCAGCCAACAACACACUAACGCACUAGUAGGAGUGGUGGUCUAAAUCUCGGCAUCGCAAGUAGCCAGUCAGCUCCAUGGAACGACUUAGGCCGUUUGUUUCGGUGUCAAUUCUUUGAAAAUCCCGACCCGUGGCAAUUCUACAAUGUACUCGUCGGGAUGUCCUGCUAAAAAACUGUUUGUAGUCGGGAUGGGCCGGCGGUUUCUCGGCCUCCCCGAAUGGCGGUUAACGUCCGGAUGCUGUUGUAGGAUUUGAUCAGGGACAGGGGCGUUGGGUGAUGCAAAUCAACCUUUGCUGUUACUACUAUGGGUUAAUUUGUAUUAUUUUACUUGUGAUUGAAAACAAAAAGAAAACUGGUGAGUUGUAUGUAAGGCGUUGUUUUCGGCUCCAGUAGACAACUAUAUAAAUCUCGGAGCAUAGUCUACCGUUUCGUCAAGGCCGAGGACCCGGGUAAAUUUAUUUAUCUAACCACCCAUCUCAAUUGAAUUCCAGGCAGCAUCCGGAGUAUGAACUUGCUCACCGAGAGCCGAAUUCAACAUCUAAUCGACGUGCCUACUCCAAUGGCUUAUCGGCCUGCACUACAGUAGGCAUCUAUCAAACCGUCGGAGAUACAGCCCGGAGGACAGGAAGUCAGAGCUCAGCUAUGUUCGGCAGCGGUUGCUCAGAGAGGGUAUCUGACUCGUAAAUCAUUAAUACCUUGCCUGGGGUAUCUUUUGAACUUCCAACACAAUUUAAACAAAAGCCCACCACCACUCUCUCCAUCAAGUACAAUGACAGAACGACGACAGACCCCACAUAUCCUUUCCAAAAGCAGCGAUAUAUAACCUUGGCUCAUGGUGUCAUAAAUUAAAUCCUUACGCAUCUCAAAUCCUCGAUGGUCUAACGGUCAUGA
Aspergillus calidoustus is the source of this 3605-nucleotide messenger RNA. The record is from the annotation of a GenBank genome assembly. Lineage: Eukaryota; Fungi; Ascomycota; Eurotiomycetes; Eurotiales; Aspergillaceae.